CAGAAAUAUGUGUGUACUAUACUACAAGUGCUGGCAUCUUCAUCCAGAAAUUCCAACUUUAUUUAACAUAAAACUUACACCAUGACUUAACUUUCCAUUUAUUUCUUCAUCUAUGAUCUAUCUAAUCUCAUGGAUUCAAAUUCACACUUAGAAUCUCACCAAGGAGGAUGCCAUUGUGGAAGAAUUAGAUACAAAUUUGAAGCACCCAAAAGUGUAACUGCUUUUAAAUGUAACUGUUCUAUGUGUUCUAAAAGAGGGAAUAUUUCCUUCAGUGUUCCUAAACACAACUUUUCUCUACUUUCUGGAGAAUCUUACAUUACCACCUAUAGCUUUGGUACUCAUACUGCUAAGCAUACUUUCUGCAAUGUCUGUGGCAUCACCUCCUUCAACAUUUCGAGGUCGAAUCCUCAUGCUGUGUCGAUUAAUGUUAAUUGUGUUGAUCCAGGGACGCUUACCCAUGUUGAGAUUCUGAGUUUUGAUGGUCGUAAUUGGGAGCGUACUCAUUACUUGCGUACGAAGAUGAAGGAAGCUCAGUUGAGAGGGGAUAAGGACAAUUCCUCGAAUGAGUCUAGUGACCAGGGAUACGAGGUAGGAAGCGAUGUUUCUAAUUCACUACCUCAAUCUCAUUAGUCAGUCAUAUAUGGAAAAAUAGAAACUGUACUGUUGGCUUUUGUGAAUUACUACUAUCGUAUAUGUAUCAUUGUAUGUUGAUAGCAACAUUACUUACAGUAAUUCCAACUUGGAAAAUAAAUUUGUAUCAUUGUAUGUUGAUAACAACAUUACUUACAGUAAUUCAUACUUGGAAAAUAAAUUUUCAUUUCUUGUAUAA
Beta vulgaris subsp. vulgaris (sugar beet) is the source of this 829-nucleotide messenger RNA. RefSeq lists its product as uncharacterized. Gene Ontology annotation, molecular function: carbon-sulfur lyase activity. Lineage: Eukaryota; Viridiplantae; Streptophyta; Magnoliopsida; Caryophyllales; Amaranthaceae. The transcript has a single exon. Bases 130 to 630 code for a protein of 166 amino acids. The record is from RefSeq and is a predicted model, not a curated record.